AUGCCGCGUCCCAGCAUUGCCGAAGAAGCACCAGAGCCAGAUACAUCGCAGGCUACCGUACCCGCCAGCCAACAACUAUACUCUGACGCAUCAAGCUCCUACUGGCCACCAGGUUGGAAUUACAGUCGCUUUCGACAUGCUACUCAGGAAGAUGUGGCCUCGCUUCCUGUCGACGAGCUACUCAAGAUGCAGGCUGGUUUGCGUGACGUGCUUGGGGAAGACGGCGUGGGUCAACUGGCGGUGCACGUGUACGAGGAGCAGCAGCGUGAUGCCGAGCGAUCUGGCGCUGAGCUGGCCAAGGAGGAGGCGGAGAGACCGGAUGUCGAGUACAUAUAA
Molecule: messenger RNA, 336 nt
Organism: Colletotrichum orchidophilum
Lineage: Eukaryota; Fungi; Ascomycota; Sordariomycetes; Glomerellales; Glomerellaceae
Exons: 1
Coding region: 1-336 (111 amino acids)
Source: RefSeq, a predicted model, not a curated record